Molecule: messenger RNA, 366 nt
Organism: Humulus lupulus (European hop)
Lineage: Eukaryota; Viridiplantae; Streptophyta; Magnoliopsida; Rosales; Cannabaceae
Exons: 2
Coding region: 1-366 (121 amino acids)
Source: RefSeq, a predicted model, not a curated record
AUGUCGCCAUAUCGAUUGGUGUUUGGGAAGGUCUAUCGUUUACCAGUUGAACUUGAUCAUCGAGCUUAUUGGGCGGUGAAAAAGUUAAAUGUGGGCUCAUUUAUGGCUGGGCAGAAUAAGCUUCUAGAGUUGAAUGAGCUUGAUGAAUUUAGAAACGAAGCUUAUGAAAAUGCAAAGAUUUAUAAAGAAAAGUCUAAGUCUAGAUGGUUGGGACUGUUUGCAGUUGUGGUCUCAUUACCUUAUGGAGCAGUACAAAUUCAUAGUGAGAAAAUAGGACAUUUUAAAGUAAAUGGUCAGAAGUUAAAGCAUUAUUUGGAAGGACCAGUGGAAAAGCGUCAAUCAGUGAUGAUUUUGGAACCCUUCUAA